Hippocampus zosterae (dwarf seahorse) is the source of this 3980-nucleotide messenger RNA. Its product is annotated as C-X-C chemokine receptor type 3-like. The transcript has 3 exons. Gene Ontology annotation, cellular component: membrane. Bases 487 to 1578 code for a protein of 363 amino acids. The record is from RefSeq and is a predicted model, not a curated record. NCBI's taxonomy places the organism in Eukaryota, Metazoa, Chordata, Actinopteri, Syngnathiformes, Syngnathidae. Gene Ontology annotation, molecular function: G protein-coupled receptor activity. Gene Ontology annotation, biological process: G protein-coupled receptor signaling pathway; immune response.
GCAUGCCGUCGUCGUGCGUUGUGUAUUGGCAGCGUUUAUAACAUUUGUUGACUCGAACAAAUCCAGAGGCGACGACUUAAUUAAUCAUUCACUCCUGCCGCGAUUUACCAAAACUAAUCUUUGUUGUGGAGUAUGUCUGUUGUUGAUUUUCCCUCUCCGUGUUUUGUUUUCGGUUCUUUCAGUCACCACCGCGCGUUUUGUGUGUCUGAACUGCGACCCCUAAUCAGCAAGACAAGAACCCGAAGCUUCUAGGUUUCGUUUUUCUUGUGGAUUUGACGUGUUGCAGAUACUGCAACUCCACCCAAAAGUGUUGCGUUGCACAGCGGGGGGGAAUGGGUUUCUUUUUCCUGUUAUUCAUUUGACCACGAACGAGCUGAACCUUGUGCAACUGUCAUCAUCUGUUUAAGGGAGGAGUGAACCGUUUCAUCUGUUCAAGAGCUUUCUGAAGACGGACGGCACUGUCGUCUCCGCAGCGGCAGGACCAAGAUGGACAUCGACCUGGACGGAUUGUUCCGCCUGAACGUCAGCUACGACUACGACGACGACUACGUGUAUCAAGAUGACGACCCGGAGUCUCGGGGUGGCCGGACGGUGUGGAUCCCGCUCGUCUACUCGGCGGUGCUGAUUGUGGGCCUGUUCGGGAACGGCCUGCUGCUGGCGGCGCUGGCGCUGAAGAAGCGAGCGUGGAGGACGUCGGAUACCUUCAUCCUCCACCUGAGCCUCGCCGACGUCCUGCUGCUGCUCACGCUGCCUCUGUGGGCGGCGCAGGCCACCCAGAGUUGCGGAUGGUGCCUCGGGCUCCCUCUUUGCAAGAUCAGCGCAGUUAUUUUUAAGCUCAACUUCUUCUGCGGGAUCUUUCUCCUGGCCAUCAUCUGCGUGGACCGCUACCUGUGGAUGGUCCAGGCCAAGCAGCUGUACUCCCACAAGAAGCCCAUGUUUGCCCACCUCAGCUGCCUGACGGUGUGGCUCGUCUCCCUGCUCCUCACCAUCCCCGAGUGGCUCUUCAUGGUAUUGGAGCGGCAUCCGUGGAAGGAGGAGAGAACCCAGUGCGUCCUCGGCCACUACCCAGCCGACACGCGCCUGACAUCGCGCCUUCCCCACCACGUACUUAGCGCAGCCGCCGCCGUCGUCAUCGGCUUCUCGUGCGCGACACUAUGGUCCCAGCGCCCCGCCAAAACAUUCCGAAAGAGGGCGAUCACGCUCAUCCUGGUCGGGGUCUUCUCGCUCUGCUGGAUCCCGUACAACGUCGCGCUCGUCGUGGACACGUUCGGCGGGGCGAAGAAGACCUCCAACAGUUCAUCCGGGGUCCAGCAAAGCUCACCGAGAACCGCGCUGACGGUCACGGCGGCGUUGGGCUGCGUCCACGCCUGUCUCCGGCCGCUCCUCUACCUCGGCCUGAGCAGCGACUUCAGGAAGUGGGCGCUGGCGGCGCUGAGGUGCGUCAGAGCGGAACCCAAGGGCUCAGUGUGGGAGCUGGGCGUAGGUGACGACGCCCCGCUCGAGCAAAGUCCCGAUAUGGAGGAGUUGAAGCAGAUCGCCAGUGUGGAGCAACAAGUGCAGCAUAAAAUUUCCACAUAGCUGUAGAAUUUCCACAUAUCACUCCCACAUAGAGGGGGGGUGAUAUCAGGUCAUGUGACUCGGACUCAAGUCGGGUAUUAAGGUUAAACUGGCGACUGGCUUGGCUAACUAAGACUUGACUGAGACUCGAUCGAAUGCGGAACUUGACUUCUGUGUGCCCUCCCGUAGCGGUUUGAGUUGCUAGUUGUCACUUUGGCAGUUUUUAUUUUUUAAUUUCACUCCAUUAAAUUAUUUAGUUAGAUCCUCUUUCCGUAUAUUUCAUUAUGGUUUAAUAUUUAUAUUUUACAAUACAAUGCUAUAUUUUUUUUCUUUUAAAAAACCUUUAAAAAAUGAUGCCGUUUUGUCGGGGAACAUGAAACGGGCAAUCAUUAGACAACCGGUACAAAUAAAUCUACUUACAAUGUUAUUCCCGGAAUUCAUUCUCUUCAAAGUCAAGGUACCACUGUCUUGCCCGUUGACAAGAAAAAAAAUACAGGUAUGCGUUUUCCAAGUUUGCUUUGUUUAUGAAAGGAAUGUUACUUGCUAAAUAGCGCGCACGCUAACCUGGCAACCCACCAGUAUGUUACAAAGCGAGACCCAAGCAGGGAGUUCCGAAGAUAAUUCUCUUUGAAUUCCAACGAUAUGUUUUUGAAAAAGAGAAGAGCAACAUGCAAGGUUUGCAACUUACAGAUCAGAGCCACAACUACGAUCUCAACUUAAUCCGUGACGGGCAUACCUUGCUAACUUCACGGUGUAGCCAACCUAAAAUCGGGUAAUUGUUAACUCCGCUCAAAGUAGGUUAAGUGUUUAACCUCCUUGUAAGUAAUAACAUAAUGCGGAGACUGGUUCGGGAACGUUAAGAACUGUGAUUGUGAACGUUUUGGUCCAACUAGCUAACGCAAGUGCAGCUCGGCAUUAGCAUGUGCAGUAGUUUCAACGCUAAGUGUGGUUGGUGUGCGACUGAGAUUGACUCGACUUAAUGAUCGACCAAACCCAAGUCUGCUUGACAUUUCGAUCUAACUUUGGACUUGGUUGAAAGUGAAGACUUGAGACUCAUGACUUGUACAUUUGUGACUUUGUCCCAUCCCCGCCACGCGGGUGGCUUAUUCAUGAUGCCUCGUGGAAGGGAACUUUGUGUCAUGUGCUUCAAGAGCUGAGAUGUGCGCUGACGUUUCAUGUCCCAGAGGACAUUAUUUAUUUAUUCAACCGCAGUUUUUACAGCGUUGCUUUUUGUCACAUUGUUUACACGUUUUUAAAUGCCUGUGUUUUAAUUGUUGCCGUUGUCGUAAACCUGUGUUGACACUGCCUUCUCUUGACACCACCUCGAAGUUGUCAUCAUUGUGAUGAUUGUUGUUGUUAUUGUAACAAUAGUAUUUUUAGAUUGAGUUGAUGUUGCUCGUGGGACAGCUUUGAGUGAGAAACAGGAAGUGACGUGUGUUCUCCCGUAUGUUACGAACCUGAGUUACGUACUUGUACUUAAAAGUUAAGUAAGCAAGAUGCUUUGACCGUCCAUUUGUAUGGUCAGUGAGAAUGGAACAGAGUGAAAAAAAAGUUAUGAGUGAUGUUUUUAUUUGAUUGAUGUUCAUAUAACCCCCCCCCCCCCCCCCACUAGCAGAGUCCAGAUUGUAAGAAUCUUUCUAACGUCCUGAAGAAGGGCUUACAGCUGUGACCCAAAACACUUCAACGUAUCCAAACGAUGCUGUGCUAAAAAUCAAAGUGACAAGGAAAUCCAACUCUGUAGUGGAGUGUGUGACUUUUUUUUAUGGUAGGGCAGUGUUUUUCUAGCACAGUAGUUGUAGUAGCUAAAUAUUAUUAUAUGUUAGAAGAUAAGCUCCUGUCCUUAUCAAUGUUUGUGUGAUCCUAAACCAUGCCAGUCACUUCAUAAAGUUGACAAUGAUAACAAAGAGCAUUUUACUCCAUAAACCAACAGAGCGAGAACUCCGCCGUUAUGCAACAUGCGUUGCAUUUAGUGUCGGCAAGGGAAUUUACCCCCUGGGCAAAUGCUGCAAUUUUUAAAAGAAAUUUUUCACUACUACAUGUUUGUACAGGCAACAUAGCGGGUUGACGUAGAUACAUUGGUUGACAUCAUCGGUCAUGUGCGUCUACGAGACUAUUAAAAGUGUUUGCGUGUCGACUGUCGACUCCCGGUCUGUUUUGGAGGGUUUGUCUUGCACAGCCAACCAGACCAACCUGAUUUGUCAGUCGAGGUCACGUCAACGCAAAGAUGACUUUCACAGAUGCCUCUUUGUGUUGAACAGGGUGGAGGAACCUUUAUCGGUGUUCACAACGUCUCCUGCGGCCUGAUCAAAUGCACGAAAACAGUCAACCAAAUUUGGGUUAUGAGUAACUGCAGCUCAAAUGUCGUUUUUGUUUCCUCUCAAAUAAACAUGUUCAUGGUGAGCCACGACUACUAAAAGCCUGAA